AAGUUAAAGCAUUUGCUAAAGCAUACAUCAACGUUAAGAAACAGACAUUAUUGGAAGAACAUGGAUUGUGAUUUGUUAAAACCACCGGGCGAAGUAAGAGUUUCAACUAUAUACAAUAAUGGGUCGUAGGUCUAAACAAAAAACUAGCGGUGGUAAUAAACCAGGAGCUAAUUCUACAAUUGCUAUCAACAAAUCUAAAAAAAAUAAAAAUCUGUUUAAAGUAGCCGAUUCUAAGCAGAAAAAGAAACCCAAAGAAGUCCAGGGAAAACUUAAAAAGCUUAAAGAGGCAGUCACCAAAAAACAGGAAAAAGUCGAUGCCAAUCUACGUGAUUUACACAAGGAUUUAGUUGUUAAGAAACCUCAAGCCUCUACAUCGAAACCUUUAAAGCCCACCAAAAAGCCUGCUCCUAAUACUAAAAACCUUUCGGAUAAGUUAGGAAAUUUCAAAUUCUGAACACAAGAAAACAGUUUUUGCAAUAUUUUAACAGUUUUCUUUUU
Calliphora vicina (urban bluebottle blowfly) is the source of this 498-nucleotide messenger RNA. Its product is annotated as tRNA (guanine(37)-N1)-methyltransferase. The coding region runs from base 119 to 454 and encodes 111 amino acids. NCBI's taxonomy places the organism in Eukaryota, Metazoa, Arthropoda, Insecta, Diptera, Calliphoridae. The record is from RefSeq and is a predicted model, not a curated record. The transcript is spliced from 3 exons.